This is a messenger RNA of Adineta steineri, 597 nucleotides long. The record is from the annotation of a GenBank genome assembly. NCBI's taxonomy places the organism in Eukaryota, Metazoa, Rotifera, Eurotatoria, Adinetida, Adinetidae.
AUGGUUCAUGCGAAUACUUCUUAUGAAUUACGUGAUCAUAUUUUACCUACAAUUCGUCGUUCAUCUAGAAAAAUGCAAUCCAUUAUUAUCAGAACAACUGAACAAUAUAGGAAAAUGCAGGAAUACAAAGAUGUUAUAAAUGAAACUUGUCUAUCAACAUCAUUAGUGAUUAAGAUGAGUAAACUUUCAAUAAAUUUAACAGAAAUUAUGUUAAAAGAUGUUCCGUUAAUUGAAAAAGAAUUAAAUCAUAUUAUAAUAGAUAUCGAAGAACUUAAAAAAGAAAUUGAUCAACUUAUGAAUUUAAUUAAACAAGAAAAAGUAACUCUUGAACAUGUUGAACAUUUACAAAGAUUAACAAAUAAUUAUCAAAAAUUAAAUGAUCAAAUUAAUAAAUUUAAUCAACAAUUAACACCGAUGUUGAAUGAAAUUAUAAGUCCUGGUCUUAUUUUAAUUGAUAAAUAUAAUACAUGUUUAAGUUCAACAGCUCAAUCACUCAUAGAUCAUAGUCUUGAUCAAAUCGUUGAAUAUAUUCAUGAUGAUCAACAACUUUUUUCUUUCGAACAUUUAUCAUUGUCUAACAAUCAUACAGAAUUGUAA